This is a messenger RNA of Chelonia mydas (Green sea turtle), 3339 nucleotides long. Its product is annotated as RING finger protein 112. The record is from RefSeq and is a predicted model, not a curated record. NCBI's taxonomy places the organism in Eukaryota, Metazoa, Chordata, Testudines, Cheloniidae. Gene Ontology annotation, biological process: protein homooligomerization; endoplasmic reticulum organization. The transcript has 14 exons. Bases 188 to 2068 code for a protein of 626 amino acids. Gene Ontology annotation, molecular function: GTP binding; GTPase activity.
AUACCCUCGCCACGCCCUGGGAGCGUCUCCUUCGCGGUCAGAGCCCGGUCGCUGGGCAGGAGGAAAUAGAAACUUUACUUUCGUUUCCCCAGGAUUACACCUUGGACACGGGCAGAGCGAGCUGUGGGACAGUCCCAGCCCAGGAGGAGUGGAGAUCGGUGGAGCCCAGCCUGUCACCCGCGGCAUUAUGGGAAAUGCAAAUAAUAAAGGGCCGAUCCCACCCCCCUCCUUGAAGCCAGCUCCAGAGGGGAUGGUGGAGCGACUCCAGGAGGACGUCACCUGCUCCAUCUGCCUGGACAUCUUGGAGGACCCCGUCUCCAUCGUGUGUGGCCACAACUUCUGCCGGGGCUGCCUUGCAGCUCACUGGAGUGGGGUCUCGGCAUGGGGGUACCAGUGCCCCGAGUGCCGGGCUCCCUGCUCCAGGAACCGGACGACCCCAGACACACGUCUGAAAAGCCUGGUGGAGAAAAUCAGAGACCUGCCACAUGAAAAGACGUUGACAGCAACAGGGACAGCGAGCCCUGAGCCGGGGCCGAGGGCUCAGCCGGGGCCGGGGCACCCGGUGCAGCUGGUGCGUCUGGACGAGGAAGGGGGCCUGACCCUGGACAAGGAGGCCCUGAGCCGCUGCCUGGAGCAGGGUGGGGUGGGGGACGCCCCCGUCUGCCUGGUGUCCAUCAUCGGGGAGCAGCGCCGGGGCAAAUCCUUCCUGCUGAACUACCUGCUGCGCCGGCUCCGGAGCCUGGAUGUGAAGGAUGGAUCCUGGAUGGGCCGGGAGGAGGAGCCCCUGGAGGGGUUCGAGUGGCGAGUUGGUGCCCGCAGCAUCACCAAGGGGGUGUGGGCGUGGAGUCAGCCCUUCUGGGUCCCCUCCGAGGGGGGGCAGGUGGCCGUGCUGCUGGUUGACACCGAGGGCUCCAUGGACAUCGCCAGAGACACGGAGACCAGCGUGAAACUCUCCGCCCUCUCCAUGCUGCUUGGCUCCUACCAGAUCCUGAAUGUUUCCAGCCAGCUAAAGGACCCCGAUCUAGAAUAUCUGGAGAUGUUUCUGCACGUGGCCGAAGAGGUGGGAAAGGAAUACGGGCUGGAGUCCAUUCAGCACCUAGACCUGCUGGUGCGGGAUUGGAGCAACUCCCCGGUCCUUGGAACGGACGGUGGGAAGGAGCAUCUGAGAGACGUCCGACAGAUGCUGGCGGCGAGGUCCCCUUGGAAACAUCCCAAGGCCCUGGAAGCGCUGAGCAGAAGCAAAACCCGCUGUUACCUGAUGCCCUUCCCUGGCAAGCGGAUCAUGACUGGAAGCCAGGGAUGCCUUAGAGACAUGGAUGAGGAUUUCCGGGACAGCCUGAGGGACUACGUCACUGGCCUGGUGGCCUCAGCCGGUCAACACGUCUGGAGGGACCGGCACGGGGCGCUGGUGACUGGGUCACAGCUCGCUGCCAAGAUAAAGACAUUCUCUGAUCUGAUGAAGAAACAUUGUUUCGGCUUCUCCUCUCCCCCUCAGAUGGCCAUCACCUUCCACAACCAGAGAGUCCUGGACAGGGCCAGCGCAGACCACACUGUGUUUUUGAGGGAGAAGGACGGCGACUCCCAGAACAUGUUCACCUGCCUGAAGGUGCGGCCGAGCAAGAUGGCGGAGCUGUUCGCGGAGCGGCGCGGGCAGGUGCUCUGGCGGUGCCGGACGGACAUGUGGGAGCCGGCGCCGGAGAAAGAGGCCCAGCUGACGGAGCUGGAGGCGGUGCUGACGCGGGAGGCCGAGACCUUCCUGGAGAGCUAUGGGAAGCGCUUCAAGAAAUUCGCCAUUUUGGCGGGCGUGGGCGCGGGGGUGCUGGUCCUGGGACCGGUGGGCGGCGCUGCCGGUGCCGGGAUCGCCGCCGCUGCCAUCGCUGCCGAGGUGGCGGUGGCCAUUGGGGCUGGGACGGGCGCCGUGGCCGGGAUUGUCGUGGGCGGGGGCGUGGGUGGGGGAGUUGGUGGGAACAUCGCCCAGAAGGAUAGGCAGAGGGCCAAGGCUGCUGGCGGCGGGAGGGAGGAGGAGGACGGCACUGAGGAUCUAUCCGACGAGAAACCCCUGAUCUGAUCGGUGCCCCCCCACAAUCUGGGGCUGACGAAUGGGGUGACAGGACAGCAGUGUGGCCUGGACACGUCCCCCAGAAGCCACCCCAGAGCAGGGAGCCAUUGCCCCCAGAUUCUAAGAAGGGACGUUUAGAUCCUCUCGUCUGAUCUGCUCUGCCACCCAGGCUGGAGAAUGCCGCCCACUUCCCCCUGCCUUGGGCCCGAUAUCUCCUUUGCACUAAAUCAUUUCCCAGAAAGGCGGCCAGUCCGGCUCGGAAUCCGGAAAAGACAGAGUCCCCCACUGUUUUCCCGCUGGUGAAUCACCCGCGCUGUGAGAAAUCGGGUGCCUCGUUUCCAACUGGAAUUUCUCGCUUUAACUUGCAGCCCUCGGUUCUCGCUCUGCCUUCCUCCAACGUUGCAGGGCCACUCCGGCUGCAACACAUAGCACUUGGAAACGCCCUGCCGACGGUCCUGUCCCGAGAUCACCCGCUGGGGGUGACCGUGGGCGCCUGGCUUAGUUCCUACAGCGGCAGCCAUGUUGUCUGGUCCUGGAGGAUAGAUAUCCAGCCACUCCUCUGAGCGGGAAGGCGGGUCCAGGGGAGAGGGCACAGAAAGACGUGGAUUGGGUUUCCUGCUCUACGAUGGGCUUCCUCUGUGACUUUGGCCAAGUCACUUAGUUUCUCUGUGCCUCAGUUUCUCAUCUGUAUACUGAGGAUAAUAAUGCAUUGAAAGAUGUGAGGGAUUUGAGUUCUACUGAGAGAAAGCGCUAUCCAAGAAACAGGUAUCGUUAUUUAUUCUGCAGGAGGGCUAUAAAACCAUCCAAAGCUAAAGGAUUUUCUGUUCAACACCCAUGAACGCACGCCGAGCAGGGGACACCGUCUGAUCAACUCCACAGGAAGGCUCAGCUCCUACCCUUCGGCGCUGGUGAAAAGCCAGGAGUUGGACUUGAGGAUUUCCAACCAACGAGGGCUCGGGCUAGGGGUACUCUUCAGCUGUUCCAUGCCCAUGCCAGCCUCAGCUGGUGCCUACGAUCCCAUAGACCGCUCUAGCGUGAGGUACGGGGUCAGCUCCAUCAUGGCUUUGCCUUGGUGAGCUGGGAGCGCCCCUUCCCAUCACAGAUUCCAAGGCCUGGAUAACAUGGACCUUGACCCUGCCCUGAAUUAAUUCCUGCUUGAACUGGAGUGAUCUGUUAGAGAAACUUCCCAUCUCUAUUUAAAAAUGGACAAUGAUGGCGAAUCUGCCACGACCCUUGGUAAAUUAUUCCAAUUGUUCUGACUGUUUAAAAUUUCUGCCUUA